Messenger RNA from Aureobasidium subglaciale EXF-2481, 767 nucleotides. RefSeq lists its product as uncharacterized. The coding region runs from base 117 to 734 and encodes 205 amino acids. Lineage: Eukaryota; Fungi; Ascomycota; Dothideomycetes; Dothideales; Saccotheciaceae. The transcript is spliced from 4 exons. The record is from RefSeq and is a predicted model, not a curated record.
CGAAUAAUAACAUCCUGCAUCGAACACGAGCGAGGUUCUCUUCGACGCGUGGAAGAAUUGACAUGUAGCGCAUGAGACACGCGAGCUGCGAGACUAAGCAGUAGUGACUAGCAAUCAUGUCGACAAGGCCGGCGCCUGUAACGCGCAAGUCCACAAAGUCGGAAUACAUUGAGACGGAUACCGGAAACAAAAUUUCUCGCAAGGCCAAAAUCGAGGGCAAGCCAAACAUUAUGCUGGGCGGCAGGACCGUCAUCAUGGCAGAUGUCUAUAUGCGAGGUGACCUGCAUCGCUUCUCAAGUUCUGGAGAAGGUGGAGCAGCACAGCUCACCACAGCAAUCAGUAUAGGACGAUACACAGUAGUUGCGACUGGCUGUACGUUGAAGCCACCGUCAAGAAUCAGCCGCGGUCAAAUGGCAUACUACCCCAUGCGCAUCGGCGAUAAUGUCUUCAUUGGUCCUAAUUGUCACAUCUCGGCCAUUGCAAUAAGUUCUCAUGUUUACAUCGGCGCCAAUGCCGUACUCAGCCCUUUCUGCAUCAUCAAAGACAAUUGCAAGAUCCUUCCCAAUACAGUGGUACCACCCAAUAUGGUGGUCCCGGUGGGUAGCAUAGUCGGCGGUAAACCUGGCAGGAUUGUCGGAGAGGUCGGAGAGGGAUGGGGUGUUGGAAGCGGUGCUUCAGGGGAGAGCUGGGUCGAGGGAGGCGAACUACGUGAUCUGGUCAAAAGCAUCAGAUAGCAGUAUGAGGACGACAUGAAUUCAAAAGAGCAG